AUGGCUAAAGUUGUUCAACAAUACAUGAAGAAGGAGAAGAUCCGUGAACUCGACUGGCCUAGUCGGUCUCCUGACCUUAAUCCCAUCGAACAUUUAUGGGAACUAGUUGGAAGAAAAGUAGAAAGGAGGUACCCAACGACAAAAAUUCAAUUGGAAUCAGUUUUGGAGGAGGAAUGGAGAAAUCUCGACAUUAAAGUAGUGAACGAUUUGAUCAUGUAUAUGCCUCGUCGAAUGGCUGCUGUUAUUGCUGCAAAUGGUGGUCCAACAAAGUACUAA
Molecule: messenger RNA, 276 nt
Organism: Bursaphelenchus okinawaensis
Lineage: Eukaryota; Metazoa; Nematoda; Chromadorea; Rhabditida; Aphelenchoididae
Source: the annotation of a GenBank genome assembly